Messenger RNA from Arabis nemorensis, 1140 nucleotides. The record is from the annotation of a GenBank genome assembly. Lineage: Eukaryota; Viridiplantae; Streptophyta; Magnoliopsida; Brassicales; Brassicaceae.
AUGGAGGGAACUGGAGAUACGACGACGACUUCUGAAGGGCAUUUGACUUCGGCGGCAGCAUUUGUUGAAGGAGGAAUCCAAGAUCCUUGUGAUGAUGCUUGUAGCAUUUGUCUUGAAGUCUUUUGCGAAAGCGAUCCAUCAGCUUUGACUAGUUGCAAGCAUGAGUAUCAUCUUCAAUGCAUCCUCGAGUGGUGUCAAAGGAGUUCACAGUGCCCAAUGUGUUGGCAAGCAAUUAGUCUCAAAGAUCCCACAAGUCAGGAGUUGCUUGAGGCUGUUGUACAGGAGAGAAAUUUCCGCUUCAAUCCUUCUAGAAAUGCCACUAUUUUCCGUCAUCCAACUCUCGGUGAUUUUGAAUUACAACAUCUCCCAGUGGGGGUAGACAAUGCAGAGAUUGAAGAACGAAUCAUUCAGCACUUGGCUGCUGCUGCAGCUAUGGGACGUGCAAGGCAUGGGGUAAGAAGGGAAGGCCACAGAAGCAGAUCAUCAAGUCAAGGUCAUCCACAGUUCAUGGUGUUCUCUUCGCAUCCAAAUGCUUCUCCUCCUCCACCUCAUCCACCCAUGCCUUCCUCUCCAUCUCAGAGAGAUGAGAGUGACACAGUCACAAGCCUUCCUCUCUCCCCUCACAAUACUACAGGGGAGGGUUCUCUUCAGUCAAACAUGCAGCCGCCAACUUCUUUCCAUCACCACCAGGUUUCUCCUUCAGCAUCUGAUUCAAACAGCAGGUCUCCUAAUCAAUCUUCCCCCAGUGAUCAAGAUAGAGCUGGACCAUCAGAGCUUCAAUCAUUUUCUGAAUCACUAAAGUCUCGAUUAAAUGCUGUCUCAACGAGAUACAAAGAAUCGAUAUCAAAGAACACAAGGAACUGGAAAGAUAGAUUUUUUUCUCGCAACACUUCCAUGGCAGACCUUGGUUCUGAAGUUAAAAGAGAGGUCAGUGCUGGAAUCGCCACUGUGUCCCGCAUGAUGGAACGUCUAGAAACUAGAGAAAACAGUAGACCCAGCACUGCAUCUGUAUCAAGUGGCUCAGGAAAUCAGACUCCUGAAUCAAACAAUGAGCAUGAUAGAUCAGAAGCAGGUGAUGAUCAUUCUUUGAAUGAAAUGGGUGUCAAAGGAACAUGUGCUGCUGGUUCUGGUUCAAGCUAA